Molecule: messenger RNA, 843 nt
Organism: Paecilomyces variotii
Lineage: Eukaryota; Fungi; Ascomycota; Eurotiomycetes; Eurotiales; Thermoascaceae
Product: MGMT family protein
Exons: 3
Coding region: 1-477 (158 amino acids)
Biological process (GO): DNA repair
Molecular function (GO): catalytic activity
Source: RefSeq, a predicted model, not a curated record
AUGCCUCGCUCCGAUGAGGCGGAGUGGUGGUUCAACGCCGUGUAUGCAGCCGUCCAGGAGAUCCCGCGGGGAAAAGUCACUUCAUAUGGACAUAUCGCGCGUUUACUGGGUCAACCCCAACGACCCCGUCAAGUAGGCAUCUGUCUGAAACAUCUCCCAUCAAACAACGACUCAGAGACAUCACAUUAUUAUAACUCAGACAAUGUCCCCUGGCAACGCGUCUUGAAUGCCAGGGGGAUGAUUUCUCAUCGCGGCCCCGGCAGCGCGGCGCGGCAAGCUGCUGCUUUGCGUCGUGAAGGUGUUCAUGUCGAUAUGGACGCUAUGGGUGAGAUGUAUGUGGAUUUGGCGAGGUACGGCUGGUUUCCGGAUCGGUUGCCUAGUGAGGAGGGUUUAACUGAGGAGGAGGACAGUGAGGAUGGGGAAAGUGGUGAAGAUGGAGAGGGGGGAGUAAAUGGAAGUGGAAGUGGAAGUAGAUGAGGGGGGUUAUAAUUGUAUUUCUUAUACUUGGUUCUUCUUAACUAUUAUAUUAUAUUUUAAGAAUAAGUCCGUCUAAUCGAGGGAGUCUAAUGGAAAUCAAGUAUCCUUUCCAACAUCUACAAGAUCUUGACAACUAGUAUCUACCUACCUACCUACCUACCUACCUACCUACUUCCUACCUGAUCUACCAUGAAGAUAUUCUGGAAAGGUUUAUAUAUUCAAACUCCCCAUCAAAUCCCUUAUUCAUGAUACAGCUCGGCCGGCUGGCCUAGUGGUAAGGCAUCCGUUUCCGGUGCGGGAGAUCGCAGGUUCGAUCCCUGCGUCGGUCGCUUAUCUAAAUAAGUAUCUUCCUCUGUCUUUCAGAUG